This is a messenger RNA of Aquila chrysaetos chrysaetos, 6411 nucleotides long. RefSeq lists its product as uncharacterized. Bases 1134 to 2309 code for a protein of 391 amino acids. The transcript has 2 exons. NCBI's taxonomy places the organism in Eukaryota, Metazoa, Chordata, Aves, Accipitriformes, Accipitridae. The record is from RefSeq and is a predicted model, not a curated record.
GCUGCAGUGUGAGCCGGGGGCUGCAGAAAGGCACUGAAAUGUCAGUAGGGGCCAAAUCCAGCCCGGUACAUUGAUGACUUGCCCAGGCCAUCACUCGUCCCCUUAGUUUUGCAGCUCCAGCUCGCAGCCCAUUUCAGCAGGUGUAUCCCAUGGCUCUGGGACAACGGGGUGACAGCCCCACCUCCCCAGAGAGCCUUCCUCCCCCAUGCCCAUGGCCAGACCAGGGCCACCACCUGCCCUCCACCACCAGCUCUGGUUGAGCCCAGCAUCUCCUGACCGGGAGCAGCCCUGUCGAGGCACGGCACACCCCUGUUCUCCAAGGAAAGUUGCUGGAGGGGAGGGCAGGGACCAACCUGCAGGAAACCCCAACUCUUCAGGGGAGAAAAUAGUCCUUAUAUGGUUGCAUCCCUCAGACUUAUCCCAGCGUGGCCAUCCCCCUUGUCACCCCCAAACUAGCUACCACCACGAGGGGUGCUGGCUCUGCACUGGGGUCAGCCACACGUGUAUGCACUGAUGGGGUGGGGAGACCUCCCUCAUCUCCUUGGGAGCCUUCCUCUUCCCUGCCAGGGCACCACCACCCAAAACUGCCCUUCUCUCUUCCUGCCACUUCUCUCUGCCCAAAGGCAUCCUUUCCCAUUGCUAACUCCAGGCAGAUCCCUGCUCCCUCCUUUUUAAGAGGCUCAGGGAAAGCCAGCAGCAGCCAAGGCGGGGGGUGAGCUCCGAAACCAAGCAGAAAAAGGAGCAUCCUGAUAGCUUCAUUGGUAUUUUAAGGCCAGCUCUUGCCCCACUCAGGGUUUUAAACCAGGAUCCAUCAUUUCUCUGUAAAGCAGAGCAGAGGCACCAGGACCAAGCUUAUUCCUUGGUCCUGGUGCCUCUUCCUUAUGAAGAUCCCUUUGAUCUCCACAUCUUUCCUGAACUUAAAAAAAGGCUAUACUGAUGGCCUGGAGACCCGAUUACGGGAAAAGGCAAGUAGUCAGAAAUUCUGCCUCUAGUUCAGGGAGAGGAGCCCUGCCUUUCCCAGCCUGAUGUACCCAGCGCACCCCUAAUAGCAGGGGCCAGAACAUCAUUUUACCCUUCUGAAAGUGGUUAGGGAAAAUGGAUGUGCUUCCGACCUCCUGCUCUGAUGGCUUUUAAUGACAGCCAUACCAGCAGUCUCACGCUGGGGCUUUGUCAGCUUUGCAGCAAGCAAAGGUGGUAGUGACAGUACUGCAAACCUUCCCCCAGUAAUUAACCAUCUCCAGUCAGACACAUCAUUGCUGCCACCAUCGUUUUUCUCCCUUUUUUUUUGUCCCUGGGUUUGUAACACAGCUGCUCUCGCAGCUGCCAGACGGCUCCUGCGCUGGGGCUGUCGAGGGGAGCUGGGCAGUGAUGCUGCAGCAGCGGGGGGGGAUGCGGGGGGGGUCUGUUGGCUCCCCCGGGGAGCGGGGCUGCAGUGCCGGAGCUGGCUGUGGGCUGGGGAAACUGGGAAGGUCCAGAUUCCUGGGGGCCAGGAAAUUGGGGCGGCGGGGGGGGGGGGGUGUCCUUGCUUCCCUGCCCUUUCAACGCCUAGAGGCUGGGCAUCGGGUUCACCCAGGUCCCCCCGGCCACUGCUGCGGAGGGGUGGUGAGACCAUGUGUCCAGCACAGAUGCUCCCUCAAAGGGACCGGUACCCGCCAUGGGGACAUGCCACUCACCCGGGCACCACUGGUCCCCCUGUGGCUGCAGGCAACAGUCCCAGCAGCAAUUCUGCAUCAGGGACCCAUCGCCCACCAGCUGCUGGAAGUAAGACGGAGGCUUCCCUGAGGAUGGAGGCAGCCACCUCCGCUCCAGCCAGGUUCUCGCUCCCUUCCCAAGACACCUUGGGUCCCACAUGGCGUGGUUUGACCGUGGGGAGCUGCUCCUGCGGCAAGCGGCAGCUCGUACCCAGGGCCAGCGUGGCUGUCACCCACCCCAGGCCACUGUCCUCCGAGCAGGAGGAGAAGGAAGGAGCCAAGCUCCCUCCUGUGGCCGCCGGCACCGGGUCCCACCGGGCUGCUCAAGGCUGGGAAGGGGCCGGUGAGGAAUCGCCCUCGACCCUCUCCCCUCCCCGGCCUCCUGGAGCCAGGACCUCCCUUUGGAAGCCCCUCUUUUGCAGGGAUGCAAGGAGGGAUCCUGGUGCUGUGUUCAGCCCUCGGACCGACCGAGCCCCCGGUAACAUUAAAGUGGUGUGUAGGUGGGGGGAACCACCGACCGCCUCCAUGAGCCGCAGGGUCACGCCUGGUCAACACCAGGAGCCAGGCUGGCACUGGAGCUGUGCAGGACCCCAUGGCUGUAGCUGCUUUCUCUACUGACCCUGCUGGAACCUGCCACGCACCCGGGCAAAACCGCAGAGGACAGCAGUUUCCCACGCCACCUUCCUUCACAUCACCCCGUACCGCGUCACUGCCGUCAUCUGGUAUCUGCCUUCCUCCUCUUCCUCCUAAUUUGGGGAGGGGAGAGCUGUUUGGGGCCGGUACAAGUGGGGCAGCUACGUCAUCUGCCCUGCUCACCCACCAGGACCCCCACUCCAGGCUGGGCUGUCCCCCCAGCCCUUUCCUUGUCCCCCACGUCCUCCAAGCAGGGGACAAGGGUCUGGCCAUCCAACAUCAGGAGUCCAGGGGGAAAGUCCAUGGGAAGAGGUGCCCAGGGCUGCUUUACCCAGGGGAGGUUUUGGGGGAUGCCAAGAGGGAAGGGGGCUGAUGAGGGUGCCAGGCUGCUCUGACUGCUCCAGUCCCUGAACCUCUUCAGUGCAGGAGGUUGCUCUUUAAGUCCCUCUUUCCUCCUGUAAGCGCCUUAGGGAGCAGGGGCAAGAGAUGCUCGUGCUUUUUAUAGCAGCUGUAAUCCCCGCUGCUCACACUGCCUGUGCCCUCCCACCCCGAGGCCCAUGGCUGAGCCUCCAAAAUGGGGGCAGCUGCCCAAAAACUGCCUUAAACCCCUUUAGUUCCCAGCAUCCUACCUCUCUCCCAGGGCACAGAUCCUGGCUGGGGCUGGUUCUGGGCUCAAAAUCCCUUUGCAGAAGACAUUGGAGGGCCACAAACGUUGCACGCCCCUCCCAGUCACAGCACUCUGCUGGGAAAAGACAGACAGACAGAUGUACAGAGACAGAUGGAUGACCACCAGAGCAGCUGCCCAGCCUCUCUGCUCUGCUCUGAGACUCAUGGAGCUGGAAUCAGCCCCACGGCACAGCCACAAAAAAGCCUCCAAGAGCAGGAGAGCCUGGGGAGGGCUGGGAGUUUCUUUCUUUUCUAAUCCCCCCCGCCUUUAACAAGAGGGAAACUGAGGCAGGGAGGGAGUGGGGAAGGAGCAGAGUGCUCCUGGCCCUGCAGUGCAGGAGCAGAGCCCUUUGCAGGGCAGCUGAUGAGCUUUAAAGGCUGAUGAAGCUCCACGCUUGGAUGCAACCCCCGAGACCUGAGCUUCAGCAUUUUAUCAGGGUGGUUUUAGUGCUUUGGUGGCUGGUUUCCUUUACUCAGGCUGCACCCGCAAAGCCAGGAGUGGCAUUUGGGCCAUCCAGGCUUCAUCCCUGGGGAUGAAGAGAACUAGGGAAAAGGGAUAUGAAACAAGGCAGUAGGAGGUUUGGUGGGGCAAGAGCGGGUGCCUGGCAGAGGCAUAUUCAACCUACUGUCCCUGUCCUGGUGGCCAGCGCGGUCCCCCCACCCAGCCCUGGUCCUGGUUCCCCCCCAGGACCACGUCCAUCCAUGGAGGACAGCAAGCGCUGCAGCUGCUUUGCUCCCAUUUGGGGACAUCCAAUUCUGGUCCUGCUCCCCAUCCUUCCCCACUGGUGUCCCCAAUGGGGACGUAUCCCAACAUUCCCCUGAGAGGUGGCCGUGCAGCACGAAGCCAUCAGUCCCGGCCAGGCAGCGUCCCUGCCUUCCCCUGCCAGCCCCUGCUGCCCUCCUGGCUGCCGUGUGAUUUCUCCCUUAAGCAGCUGAGCUUUUACGUCUCUCUAGCCAGAAGACCCCCUGACUCUGCACCCUGCCAGGGGGAAGCCAACACGUCUUUUAACCUCUUACUGUUUCUGUUUUACUGCCUACGGCAGAUGCAAUUUUCUCCGAGCCCCGGGACCAGGGGGUCUCGCAGGAGAGGGCAGCAUGGGAAACCCUGCCUAAAACCAUUCAGACCCUGCCUACAUCACUUUCCCCUGCUGCAGGUUGCCCCUUUGCAAUACAUUUGCUGGAAUUUUCCCUUUAAACACCCCAUGGGGAAAAAAAAAACAACAACAGGGUGGUUCUUCUAGGUCAGGCUGCGCUAAGACGAUGAAAGGAGAUUAAUUUCUCAGAAAGCAAUUCAGAUUUUUCUUCCCCUCCCUGCUGAGGACCGAAGCAGAGCUGGCAGGCAGGAGGUGGCAGCAGCACACACAUGUCCUGGGCACACACAGCUUUUGGUCUCACCGCUGGGGUGGCACUGAGUGGGGGCAUCCCCAGGUCCCAGCCCUGCGUAGGAAGCGGGGUGGACUCUUACCAAAUGAUGGCUCACACCGGUGGGAAGGAGAAGGUGGCACCUCUGGGACCCUCAUGGUCUAGGGUGGGUGCCCACCACCGUGGGAGGACGAAGGGGAGAGCUGUGCCGCCACUCCCUUUCAACACCCAGCAUCCCCAAGCCCAUGCCCGUCCUCGUCACCUACCCAUGCCCACACACCCGCGAGACUCCAAGCAGUCACGCUUGUUUUUCACUCCCAAGGAGCACCGGGAAGCUCUAAAGCUGGAGGAUUAGUCUCCAAAGCAAAGGCCUGGCCCACUGCCAGCCUGGGCAGGGAACAGUCCGGGGAGGUCUUUCCCAAAGGCUCAGCUUGCUCCUGGCUCACGCUCCAGCUUUGUCCCCGUGUUCACCAGCCUCCCGGUCACUCAGCCGCUGACACCAAGAGCAGUCUCGGGGGGAGCUCAGGGGGGUCCCACAGAUGGAGAUGAGGCAGGAGAUUACCAUGAGACUCCUGCUUGGUGCCUGAGCUGCCCUGGGCAGUUGGAGCAUCCCCGGCCCAGUGUGGCUUCUCCGGUGUGUAACAGAGGUCGAGCACACGCUGCAAUCCCUUUCCUUAGAAGAUGGGCACUGGGGGACAUCUCUCCCUGCUCCUCGGCUGCCUCUUUGCACAAAACCUGUAGGAGGUUCCUGCCUUGGAGACCUGUAACCCUGAGCCAGUGGGAAGGAAAAGCUGGAAAUGCAGGACACAAGAACCCUCUGCUGGGCUGGUUUAACCCCAUACUGGGGGGUCCUGAGCUGGGUGUGGGGAGCGGGCUGGGCGAGAGGUGCUGGCCGGAGGAGAGCUGGAUGAUGGGGCCAGGCUGGAUGCCAGCUCCCUCGGGACUGGGACUGAAUGCCGUCCUGAACUGGAGGUGGUUUUGGCAUCACAAGGCUCUCCCUGGGGAUCACUGCUUUGCUCCGACCGGCACCAACACUUCAGCCUUUCUCAGGAGACCAUCCCGGCUGCCAAAAUACAGCUGGCUGAGAGCAGGGCUUGAGGGCAUGACCAGCCCUUCCUGCCCCAUUUAUUGACCUCUCCUGCCUCAUGCUGCCUGCAACGGGUCAGGCAGCGCAAGCCCAGGGCUCUGCUCGCAGCGCUGCUCCCCGGCAAAGGUUACGAGAACCGUGGGGUGCGUGGGCUCGCUGCUCCCCCACGGACUGGGGUGGCCUGAGGGACACCCCCCCACUGCCACUGGUGUCACCGGGUCACUUCAUCGCACUGCUCUGGCUGAAAACUUUCUCUCGAGGGGUUUGAUGUUCAGGCAGUUCACACUGCAAAGCAGCCCGUGCUCAGCUUGGGGGAACCGACGGGCAGGACGCCGUCAGUCCUGGGUUAGACUUGCUUCAUCUGGACCUUUUCUUAUCUUUUCAUCUCCGAGCAGCGGGUGCCAGAGGCAGGGCCACGGCAGGGAGGUCUGAGACAAGCUGGUGCUUGUGCACAGCCCCCAUUUUAGAGCAGCCCCAAGCUGCUCGGAGUUUGCCUCCCGGCAUCUGUCCCCUGAGCGAUGCACAGGGAAUGGCAUAAGGAAUAACAGGGAGCAUCCCCUGCCAAAGCACCGAGGAGGGUGGGGGUGCCAGGAUCCGGCCCCGCAGUCUCCACUUGCACCCGCACGUCCCCUGCACCCACUCCCCAGGAUACCCCACGGCGAUGCACCCCACGCCAGCGAGCCCACGGGUUUUUGUGGGGCCACGGGGCUGCCAGCCCAAAGGCCACGGUGGUUGGCAGAGGGGCUGGAUGCCACCUCCCCUCCGAUCACGGGGACCGGCCUCUUCCCCUCCCCGGGAAAAGGUUAUUUUCAUGCUGCCUCCCCGCAGGAACUAACAUAAAUUGCUUAAAUGGCUGCAGCGCUCAGGGGACAGGCCCUUUUGGAGCCGAGCUGCACGCAGGGAGGGGAAAGCCCAGGGGACUUUUUAAUAACUAGCAAGGGGAGCUAUUAAAGUGUUUUACUUCCUCGUUAA